UAACACCCGCAAUAUAAAAAACCCACAAUCUGAAUCGAACAUGGACGAGAGAAAUUCCAGAGUAGAGCGGCCCCGGAAUGAGGAGGCUGAAGGACUCCUUAGCAGCAAGGUGGAAGUUGAUGUAGACAGAAUCAUAGAAUUGAUCCAAAGUAAGCUGCCGGAAUCGCAGAAAUUAAUCAGCGAAUCGGCCGGCAGAAGUCAAAGCUCAUCCAGUUGCUGCAUUUUCCCGGUACCCCAGGAGGGUUUGCCCAAUUCAUGUGUCCUCGCCUGGUCGCAUGAACCUCGUACGGUCUCAAUUGGUCCAUAUCACCACGGGAAGCCUCAUUUGAAGAAGAUGGAGAAGCACAAGGUGAGGUUCCUGAACAGAGUGAUAAAGAGGACGACGGAGAACAACGGCGUGGGCAUAGAGCACUACGUAAAAGCGGUCAAAGAAUUGGAAGCAGAGGCCCGAGCAUCGUAUUCGGAGGAUACAACUACUUUCAACGAGGAUGAUUUCGUAGCGAUGCUGGUUCUUGAUGGGUGCUUUGUGAUUGAAAUGUUUCGGGCAUACAUCGGGGUGGUUCCCUUCGAGGCAGACGAUCCGUUUCCGUCAAUGACACGGCUACAACUUCGUCUCCGCGACGACUUUCUCUGCCUGGACAACCAAAUACCAUAUUUGGUGCUCCAGAAAUUGUUCGAGCUCACUCAAAUGGGAAGCGAUAGGUUGCCCGGCGAGAGCCGCCCUUCGCUGCCCCUCACGGCCCUCCACUUCUUCAACAGAUCGCGUGAAUUGGGCAGAUCUGUGUACAUGAUCUACUUGGAACGGUCACCCGUACAUCUACUUGAUUUACUCAGGAAAAGUUAUUCUUCCUCGGUGUUACCCUGGGACACCAAUUGCAUCUUGGAUCUGCUGCUGAAAGCCGGAACCCGGCUGAAAAGCGCCAUAGAAGAGUCCCGGUUGAACUGUUUCCCGAGGACUGACUGGGACUCUAAGCAAGGCAGUAUCAGUAAAAUCCCGGCCGUCUCGAAGCUGGAGGAGCAAGCCAGAAUCAAGCUGAAGUUGAACACAAACGCGAGGAGUUUCCUACAGGUGGAAUUUAAGCGGGGAGUGAUUUGGAUGCCCCGGCUCGAGCUGGACUACAGGAUGUGCGCGUUCUUGGUGAACUGCGUGGUGUUCGAGCAGCGCUGGCGGGGGGAAGACAAGAGCAUUUCAGAGUACGUGGCGUUUCUGGACUGCCUCAUAGACACGCACGAGGACGUAGCUCGUUUGUGGGACGCCAAUAUCUUGCGCCACUCAUUCCCUUUGCAUUGUCAGGUGAAAAACUUUGUGGGCAGGCUCGGAAAGGCGGCGGCGUGCGAUGUUGCUGGAGGCUACUUGAGGGACGUGUUUGCUGGAGUGAACAAUGACUUCGACAAACACUACGCCGACCCAUGGCAUGUUCGAUGGGCCAAGGUCAGUGAAACACACUUCAGCAGAUACUUCAGCGCCCCUUGGAAACUCACGUCUGUCUGCGCUGUCAUUAUUCUCUUCCUCCUCACCACCAUCCAGACCAUUUUCACCAUUAUGCGCUAUUUCAAGAAAGAGAAGACUCCCGAGUAAAACAGACCUAUAGUGCAAUCAAGGUAGGUUAUAUAAGGGGUUGUUUUAUUAGCUCUUCUCUCUUUGCUCUCUGCUUUCUUCUCUCCCGUACACUCCUCUCUUGCCGUCUUAUCCCAUACCUCUUUUAUUUCGUCUGCAUUGCCCUCCCCCCUAAACUGCACUCAUCUCCAUCGUCUUUCGUCCCCUAUUUCUUUUGUAUCACUAUACCGCUCUAUUGCGCUGCUAAGUAUCUCCGACGAAGCAGGCUCAAGGUUAUAACUCUCUGUCUCUCUACUUUUUCUCUAAUGUGAGUUCAGGGUCUUAGAUUUGUUAUAUGAAGCACAAUGCUUAUUAAAAUUUCUUCUGUUUAAAAUUCUAGUUUCAUGCUUAGUAUGUUUGUGAAGUUGUUUAUUGAACUAUUUGCCUGCUAUUUGGAAUCCUAG
This is a messenger RNA of Cuscuta epithymum, 2001 nucleotides long. The record is from the annotation of a GenBank genome assembly. Lineage: Eukaryota; Viridiplantae; Streptophyta; Magnoliopsida; Solanales; Convolvulaceae.